Culex quinquefasciatus (southern house mosquito) is the source of this 2041-nucleotide messenger RNA. Its product is annotated as lipase member H. The record is from RefSeq and is a predicted model, not a curated record. Gene Ontology annotation, biological process: lipid metabolic process. The coding region runs from base 866 to 1891 and encodes 341 amino acids. The transcript has 5 exons. Gene Ontology annotation, molecular function: lipase activity. NCBI's taxonomy places the organism in Eukaryota, Metazoa, Arthropoda, Insecta, Diptera, Culicidae.
GCGAUUUUUAUUAUUUUUAAAAUUUGAAUUGAUAAUAAAACCUCAAUGUUUUGAUUGAAUUUAUCGAAAAUUUCUAAAAGUAUUUCUCAACUCUCGAGCAGAACGGUACCUUCAGGCAAGGGUUAAACGAAUUUACUGAAGCAUAACAAUUUAGUCUCAACUCGAGUUUAAAAACCAAAGUCGAACAAAUAAAAUGUGCGCGUGAGUUUCAUCAGAGAGCAGUUCCUAAUUGCUCGGAAUGAACAGCGCACACGGAUAUCAUUCUACAGUUUGAAUGGACGUUAAAAAAUGACUAAAUCUCCAUAACGCACGCGAUGUUAAGUUUUUUUCGUUUGCUGUUGCAAUUUCGAUUUCAUGGGUACUUUACGGGUUUUUUUUACUCUUAGGAUGUUUAAAAUGACAGAGCUAUUAGGUGGCUCAAUUUGGUUUGGAAGUUUUGUGUUUAACGUUUUUGUUGAAGAGUUUUGUUCUGGUUCUCAAAUCAAGAACGGCAACAAUUGAACAUUUCCUGAUUCAGGAAAAAAGUGACCAUGAAAUAUGAAGCAUGAAUAGAUCAACUGCUUUUAAAAAAAAUUAGUAAACAAAUAGGAUUGUGUAUUAAAAGGCUGAUGUUUUGAAUUCAAGGUGUGCCAAAAACAAACUAACAAAACAAACGAUCUUCUAUUAUUUCCGUUGCAUGCGAAAAACCUGCAGUGAAAGUGAGGAAAAGGGGGCUGAAAAUAGUAGCAUAGCAGCAGCAGCGGUAGUGGCCAGUAAAAAGGUGGAAGAUUUAUGUGUUUUGGUCGUCGUCCGGAACAGGAAGAAAUUGAUUGCAGUGCAGGUCCUGUGAACGUGCAGUUUGCUUUGCAGAUCUCGUGGGAGAGAGAUGGUCCUCAACGAUACGCAGCUGGCGCUAUGCACCGUUUUUACGCUGUAUUUGGGUGGUCUUCCGCUGAUGUACAGCCCGGCACCGAGGGGCGACUGCGAAAACUGCUGCCCAAUCCGGGAGCCCAAGGAUAUUCAGUUUUUCCUCUUCACCAGGCAAAAUCGUGACAAGGGAGAUGUGCUGUACGUUUCCGACAAGAAACAUCUGCGGAGGUCCCACCUGAACAGGACCAACCCGCUGGUGAUCUACAUGCACGGCUUUUCUGAGCGGGCACCGGGCGGGGAGGGCGAGAGCAGCCGACAGAUGAAGGAAGCCCUGCUCGACUCCGGCGACUUCAACGUGGUCCUGGUGGACUGGAGCCCGCUGACGGCGCUGCCCUGGUACGUCAACUCGGUCCAAAAUGGGCCCCGCGUGGGCCGGUUCAUCGCCCGUUUCAUCCGCUUCCUGGUGCUGUCCAAUUUUCCGCUGAAGCAGAUUCACCUGAUUGGAUUCAGCCUGGGGGCGGAAGUGGCGGGAUUCGCAGGAAAAACGCUCAACGAGUGGGGCAUGAAGCUGCCCCGGAUCACCGGUCUCGACCCGGCCUUCCCCCUGUACGUGUUCGAGCGGGCCUCCCAGCGUCUCAGCCCGAACGAUGCCGAGUUCGUGGACGUCAUCCACACCGACGGAGGUCUGCUCGGCUAUCCGUGGCCGCUGGGUCACGUGGACUUUUACCCCAACGGUGGUGUCCCACUGCAGCCGGGUUGUGCCCAGCAAGAGCUGUCCAAGAAUCGCUGGCUGGGCGUCAUCAUCGGGUGUAGUCACGCCCGCGCAUGGCAGUACUUUGCCGAAUCGCUGGCCAGGCCGAGGGCCUUCCUGUGCGAUCGGUGCGAGAACAGUGACGACAGCGGCAGUGCAACCACUUCCAGUAACUGUACCAUGACCAACGAGGUGUUCAUGGGGAUGUUCACCGAUCGAACGCUGCGGGGGAAGUACUACCUCAGUACGAAUCCGGAACCGCCGUUUGGGAAGAAUUUGCCAUUGAAUUAAGGAGUUUGAAGUUCCUUCGAAUGUUCCUCAAGCAAUUGCCCAGUGUUGCUUUUGAAACACUGGCCUUGAUGACAAAUGUAAAUAGAUAUUUUUAUGUGUGAUUUAAGUUUUAAAAUAGAAUUAAGUAGAAAUAUACAUUUUUAAAUUGAC